UCAUGCUGCUGCCAGGUCCAGAGUCUCUCAUGGGUCCCUGUACGGCCUCCCAUUGCUGCUGUCUCCAUCGCCACACUCUGCCAUGUGCCACUUUCAGGUCUCCUCACACACUGCUGGGUUCCAUUUUGUCAUAGGGUGCUGGCAGAUUACGGGCAUCCCAUUGCUGCUGCCAGGCCCCUAAUCUGCCAUGGGCCCCUGUACCGCCUCCUCAUGCUGCUGCCAGGUCCAGAGUCUCUCAUGGGUCCCUGUACGGCCUCCCAUUGCUGCUGUCUCCAUCGCCACACUCUGCCAUGUGCCACUUUCAGGUCUCCUCACACACUGCUGGUGUGUUGAAUUUUUUGAC
This is a messenger RNA of Staurois parvus, 343 nucleotides long. Lineage: Eukaryota; Metazoa; Chordata; Amphibia; Anura; Ranidae. The record is from the annotation of a GenBank genome assembly.